AAGAAGUUCAUGGUUACGUUAAGAAAAUGCACAGUUUGAUAAGUCUGAAGUACGAUGCUACAACUCAAUGGGAAGACUUCCUAAAAGGAUUUUGUUGUGCUAUUAAAUCUUGGUUUAAAAUGUGGAUUAAGGCAGUCUUUUUCUCUCUUUUAAAACACAGGUUAUUGUUCCACUAUGAAGUAAUGUUUAAUUACUUGAAAUCUGGUUUUCUGGUUUCUCAAGAUAGGGGGAAUUACCCAUUUCUCUCUCAUUCAGCAAAUUCAAAGGUUUUAGUUUUACCACAAAGCAAUGGCAAUAAAAGCUGGAUAAUGCUGUCUCAAGAUGGUUCUCCUCUGUUAUUCAGCAAAUACAAUGGUGCAACACAUUUGAAUAUGUUGUAGUGUCAUUUAACAAAGGAUGAGUUGAGAUGUGCUUCCAACCCUCUUAGAUUGGGAGAGUUUAUCACACGAAAAAGAUGGCAUGCUGUUCAGAUGCACUCCUACUACAUGGAAAUCUCUACUUCAGAUGAAAGAGGACAGCAUUGAUGAUGCUAUGAAGAAAGAAGCAAUUUAAUCCAACUUUGAUACACUCAGCACAAUUCUUACUCAUUGUUAUAUUAUAUACACUACUAUCUAAAAUUGUUCAUUGUUCAUACAUAAAUCAAAUUCUUAUUAGUCAUUUAACUGAAGUUUCACAAUAAAACAUUUCAGAUGUAUAAUAAUGGUUAUCCCAACAGGGAUAUACCAGAGGUGCAUGCAGCACCUCCUCCUCCACCACGCUUGCGAGAUUCAGAUGCAUGGAGUGGGGGAAGAGGUGGUAUGGUUCAUGAAGUGAACCAGAUGCAGUCUACUUUACAACAUUCUUCACAUGCUGUAGGACAAGUUUAUCCACAAGGGAGAUCUCUCUCUAGUUAUAAUUCAGGUGCAGCUCAUAGUGGUUACACUUCUCAGGGACUUGGUGUUGGUCUCACUACUGGGUAUGGAUCAACUUCUUCAUAUGGCUCAACCAAUGCCUAUGCCUCAACCACUGGGUAUUUGUCCAACUCAGGAUAUGACUCUUCUAAUGCACCUGCUAGAUAUGAGGCAAGUGGCUCUACUAUGUCCAUGUCAAAUUAUAUGGAGCGUCUAAGAACACCACCACCUCCCAUGCUUAGUGAUGCAAUGGGACGCUCUAAGGAUGAAUCAAGAAGAAUCUAUGAAUCUAAUCCUGUUUCUACUUAUCCUGCAUAUCAGAGAUUUGAAAAUGGAAGCAGAGGCUAUUCACAGGAACCAAGUGUUAAUGAAAGACGGCAAAUUGAACCACCUCAAAUUGUGACACCCCCAGAGCGCCUAAUUAAGUCAAGGAUCAAGCUGCCAGAGAAGGUUUUUGCUUGUAAUUGUACAGUGAAGAUCUAUGACAGAGGUCUUCAAUGUGGUGUUGUUGUUCUGAAAGGAUCUGGUGGAAUAACAGCUAAUUGCUUCUUCAGCAGUGAUGGCGUUCUUGUUCAUCAUUCAGACAGUUUAAGUUCACAGCUCAGGCCUGGGACAGACAUGAUGGUGCAUGGAGCACUACAGGACGGAGACCAUGAUAUCCCCUAUUGUGCGUCCUACCUUUGGUUUCUGGACGCCAAGAAUAACAAAACAAUGGAUGAACAGUACUUCUAUCCAACUCCAGAAUCUAUUCAGCAGUACAGGGAUAAAGUUGACAGGAUCAACCUGCUGAUACAAGGAGUUGACACAGAGAAUAUAUUCUCAAGAGUACCUAAUCUACCUGCCCCUACUCCUACUAGAGUACCAAGCCUACCUGCCCCUACUCCUACUAGGUUACCUAGUCUACCAGCCCCUACUCCUACUAGAGAUGUAUCUUAUUCAUCGAUCAAACAACGAGGAGAUUCUGAUCUAGAAAGCUUUAAACGUAAACAAGAUCUUGAUCGUGAGAGAAAACGAGCAGAACAGGAUCGGGAGGAGAGAGUUUCAAGAGAUCGUGAGAAGAGAGUUUCAAGAGAUCGUGAGAGGAAACAAGCAGAACGGGAACUACGGGAGGAGAAACGACGGGAAAAGGAAAGAGAAGUUGAACUAAUUCACAAGAGGAUUCAAGAAGCAUCUGCUAGACGCCAGGAAAAGGAAGCUGCUGAAAUUAAGGCAGCUGCUAAACGUAAGGAGAAAGAAGCAGCAGAAGCUGCAGAGGAUGAAAUUCGUAAGAAAAUGCUGGAAGCACAGAAGAAGAUUGAAAUGGAAGAAAAAGUUAAAAGGCAAAAUGAUCUAAUGAACAAAGCAAAACGAAGAUUUGUUGAACUGCCGGCUAUCCAGCCAUCCUUGCCCCCUCCAGGUCCUGGAAUGCCUCCUGUUGGAGCUACACCUUUUAGAUCCGGACCCAGUGUUCCUCCACCACCUCCAACUCUAAAGCAAAUAUUGUCAGUGCAGCCUGUGCCUCACAGAGACACAUUGCUGCAGGUCAAUUCAAUGAUUAAUGAGCUUCAGGCCGGAGUCAGGGGGCUCAAGCCUGGAUCCAGAGCAAGAAGUAAGUCCAAGACAGCUGAAAGGCAAGAUUUAAUAUCUAGAGAUAGAUCUUCUCAAGCAAGGACAACUUCUGUUAGAAGAUCAAGAUCUCCAGUAAGAAGAUCUAGGUCUCCAGCAAGAAGAAGAUCAAGGUCUCCAGGAAGAAGAAGAUCAAGGUCUCCAAUAAGAAGGAGAUCAAGGUCUCCAAUAAGAAGGAGAUCAAGGUCUCCAGUAAGAAGAAGAUCAAGGUCUCCAGUAAGAAGGAGAUCAAGAUCUCCAGUUAGAAGGAGAUCAAGGUCUUCAGCAAGGAGAAGGUCAAAUUCACGAGUGAGAAGAAGAUCAAGAACUAGGUCACCAGCACGUAGAACUAGAUCUCCAGCCAGAAGAAGAUCUAGGUCAAGAUCAAGGUCUCAGCAAAGGACUAGAAGAACAAGAAGUAGAUCAAGAUCCAAUUCUAACAGGAGAGGUAGAACACCUGUUGACUCCCGGUCUAGAAAAACUAGAACAAGAACAAGAUCAAGAUCAAGAAACAUUGACUCCAUCUUGAAACAUCUCGAUCCCAACAUUCCUUGUUUCCUUCAGCACCCAGCAGACAGGAUGGUUGGAGAUAAAUCAAGGAAAGGGAAGAGGAAAAGAGAUGAUGGAGACACAGAUACACACAAGGUUCGUGAGGAAUCCCUAGAAAUUCUGAAAAAGAUGGGUAUGACAGGGAAGGGUCCUGAUACCAACAACAACCUCAUUCUUGCACUGGAGGUUGAAAUUCUCUGGGAUGAAGAGUAUAAACAAUUUACUCAGCUGGGAGCAGCCAUAACUGAUGGUAAGCAGGCAUCCUUCUUCAGAUCAAUUAUUCCCAGGUAUAUGGAGGGAUACAACAAAAAUCUAAUCCUGAAGAACCAGAACAAUCUUCUGUCAAGUCUGGGAAUGAAGUAUGAUGAGGAGUUGAAAAGAUAUCUGUUUACGCACAAGAAAAAGGGAGAAGAUGUUGAACCUGUAACUGAGGAGAAAGCACUUACUGAUAUUCUUGGAUUUAUCCGUAGUUACUGCAGAGAAACUAAAUGUGUUGUUUUCAUGCACUCAAUGGAAACGUUUCUUCCUCUUCUUUUGGCUAAGUUAAACUUCUACAAGUUAUCAGAAGAUUUUGAAGAGAAAAUAAGUGGAUUUUGUGAUUUCUCCACACUGAUGUCACGGCUUAAUCUGAGUGUGGUUUGUAAGAAUGCUAAGUUUCAGGAUCUGAUGGAUGUUUACAAACAGGUUAUUGGAAAAGCAUGGCCUAAAGAGGUAUCACAUAAGGAUGGAAUUGCGUCUCUAAGUGAUAAUUGCGUCAAGAAACUUAUUUCAGAGAUCAGUGUGUACCUUGAGAAAAACAAUCUCACACUGCUAAAGGAAGAAUUCUUUCAGGCUUGUGGAUUUAAAGAGUUCUCUGUUGUUAGAAAAGAAUUGGACUCAGAGAAACUGAAAGAUCAGUGUUCCCAGAAUGUAACAGGAGAAAAUACUAAAUCUGUAGAGCUCCUACCCAGUGAUAGACCUGGAGAAGUAACAAUUGUAACCUUGAAGAGGUUUGAGUGUAUUGAUGUAAUGGACCUGGAUGAGGUGGAGGAAGAGGGAAUUGAAGAGGAUCAGUAUUUUCAAUCGGAAACAGUAUCUGCUAGUCUUGUUGAAGAUGUUACUAUUAAACCUGGGUUUGUUGCUACUGUUGCCAUGAACAUAGGAGAAUUUGAUGAAAACCUUAAAUAUGGAAAUUAUGUCCUAGUUGCUAAAAAUGCUUCAUUUGCUGAUGCAUCUUACUGCAAGGACAAUGAGGGAGAAGAGGAACGAUUUAAGAAUGCAGCAAAGUGUGAAAUAUCUCGCCAGAUAGUCAGCCUAAUUGAUCCUGAAACAGAAGGAGAAACCUCUGAAACCAAGAAACAUUCCAAAAUACAAGUCAAGGUAUUGAAUCCUCUUGACAUUGAUGUGAUGUUGAAGUGUGGAGACCUUGUAGCAGUUGUUAGGAUGGAAAAACCUGAGGAUCCUGACAACCCUGAUUUCAGAUCUUACACAGUUGUCAAGAAUGAGAAGGAUAUUGAAAAUGCCAAGAGGCAAGAUGAUCUAGUCCGCAGUAAGAGUGAAGAUAGAACCUUCAAGUCAAAGAAGAUAAAAAGGAAACAUUCUAAAAAGAAAAAAGAUGGAAACAAAAAGAAAAAAGAAACAAAAACUCCUGGAGAUCUUAGUUUUGACUUUGAUGCACUUGAUUUUGAGUUGGAAGAUAUUGAUGAAGAGAGUGAAAUAGAAGAAGAAGAAAAUAAUGAUAUGGCUCCAAUGACACCUUCUCAGAUGAGUGAGGUUUCACUUUCAGACAUGUCAGGUACUGAAGAAACUGGAGAAAACAACAAACCUACAGAAAAGAUAAAUGGUUCUGAAACAUCAGAGCUGAAAAAUACAGAAAGGAUGAAUGGUUCUAAAACUUCUAAGCAGAAAUCUAAUACAGAACCUUCAAAGGAAAUUGAAAAGGAUAAAAUCAGUGAGACUGCUGUUGUAGAGGAACCAAUACUACCAGAAAACAUAAACCUUGACCAAACUGAUUUUUAUGAUACCCCAUUUUAUGGUUUAUUGAAUCAGAUCGGGGGUGGUAUUAACUUACCAGCAGGAGCACAGUCGAUGUGUGUAAUCAAAUUAAAACCUUUUAAAGGGUUCAGUUCUUAUCACAUGAUUGGAAGAAAAUGCUGCAUUUCUUUAAAUGAGGAUUAUACUGCGCCUAGUAAUCUGAAUAAGUGGAAAACUAAAAACUUCAACAUCUUACCCAGGGUUGCAACAGUUUUUAAAUCAUCAGAAAACUUUGCCAUUGUUAAUGCUUUUGUUCAAAACGUUACUGAUAAACCUGUAUUCUAUCCAAAUGAGAUUGCCUUGGCCACUGUUAGAUUUAUAUCUCCAACUCCACGGAAUUCUGCAGAUGUUGGCCUGUUAAAUCUCCCACAUGUACAGGAGGAUACAGGUGCCGACGUUGCUCCUCCUGGUGAAGAAAUAGUUAACCUACCUACUCCUGUUCCUGUCAUAAAAACCAUUCCCAGCACCUUUAACACAGAUUCUGAGCCUCCACCUCCAGGAGAAGUUGAUCUUGAACUCAAUAGCCCAGCCAAAAAAAGUUAUGUUCAGCAACCUGAAGCUGAACCUGAGGAACUGCCUCUUGUUCCAACCCAAGAUGAGAUAUUUAAACUCACUGUAAAGACUUUAAAAUCUAUUCUAACAGAUAAUAAUCUCAACACCAGUGGACUCAAGAUGGAUUUGGUGAAGAGAGUUGAAGAAUACUACACCAUGAAUCCUAAACUGAUUGAUAGAAAUAUUUUUCAGUCUGCUCUAACUGAAAAGAUCCAAGUUCAGGCUUUGUCAACCCCUAAAGGAGAAGCUUCAAAUGUUAAUGAAGAACUUGAGAAUUUUGAAGGAUCUCCAAGCAGCGUUUAUUUCAAAGAACCAGUUCCCAAUUUCCCUGCCCCACAUGCUUCAACUGUACAUAUCUCUAAACCUGCAGUGUUGAAUACUAUACCUGAAGCUGCAGGUCCAAAGCCUGCUGAUCCCAUUUCUAAACCAGAAUCUACAGAACCAUUUAAAACUGAGUUUUCUGAUAAGCUGGCCAACAAGAAGGCAGAAAGUAAGGCCUUUGAUAGUCUUGAAAUUAGUUUCCAUGACAAGUGGCAUUUUAUUGAUUUAAAGUCUGCAGUUACAGUUGAGAAACUGGGAGAAACUCUCCUGACAGUUCGUCUCAGUGAGAUUGAGAUCUUUAUGAAUGACCUUGUGGAUAGAAAGGUGUUGGUUCGACGAGAUAAUCCCUCUCCAAAAAUUAAACGUCAAAUCUGCAAGCUGAACAUAGAAGGUCGAAGUCCUGUUGUUGAGAUCAUUAUAGAUUCCGACACUAAAGACAUAUCAGCUCAGGAGAAGUUUUUCAAGUUGAAAAUUGAAAAGUUUGAGAUGGAUGUUCCCGAUCAAUUCUUUCUCCCGCACAAUGAUGUAUUUGAUGAUGUAUCUAAAGAUAUUUUUGAUAUGAACGCUCCUGCUGUAGCCACUACUCUAGUUGAUGUUGUUCUACCCCCUAAAGCAUUUCACACGGAGAUUUGUCAUGUUAAUCUGAAACCCGAGGACAUGGAGAUCAUUGGGACGAAGAAUGUCAUCCUCGAGCGGACCUCGGACCACGGGAUGAAUAUUGGGAUGAGAAAGAUGAUCCUUGUUCCGAAAAUCUUGAGCGUGGUCAAGGUGGAGAACGGCGAGGCCAAGGUGGAGGUGAAGAUCUACAACGCCUCUAGACAAAGGCUGAGGAUAUCCAAGAAGACCAAUAUUGCGAAGGUGUUCCUCUGUAGAAAUACUAACCUCACCAAAAAGAUUGAUAUGAAGAGACCAGACAAGGAGGAUAAAUUGUUGCAAGAUUUCCCAGCCAUAUUCAGUCCCAUGCAGACCACGGAGAUCUCCGAGAUGAAUAGUGAGCAGAUCUACGAGGUGAAUAUGGAGCAGAUCUCAAAUUUGAAUAUGAAGCAGAUCUCAGAUAUUGAUGCAGAGCAAAGAACAGAGACGACUGAGGAAGCACUCUCAGGAAUGGUUACAACGCAGAGUCAAGGCAAGAUGAAUCAAGAGCUAAGCACCGGUCAACCUAAUCCUAGACGGCCGAGGAAGAGACGAGGGUUUAAAAGGAAGAUGCUUAAAGCAAAGAAAAUUUUGACACAAAUCAUUGAUGAAACUAACUCUGAUCCGAAUGGAGCAGAAUUGAAUAUUGAAAAGAUUUCAGAGAUUCUUCAGAAGCAAAUUCCCUCAUUUAAUGAGGAUGAGAUUUCUAAAAUUAUUAGAAAGUUUAUCAAAGAGAAGAAUAAGGAGCAGAUCUCCGACAUUAAGAGGGAGCAGAUCUCAGAGAUGAAUACUGAGCAGAUCUCAGAGAUGAAUUGGGAGCAGAUCUCAGAGAUGCAUGGAGAGCAGGUCACAGAGAUGGAUAUGGAGCAGAUCAAUAAGACCAAUGGUGUGCAGACUUCAGAGAUGAAUAGGGAGCAAAUAUCAGAAAUGAACAUUGAGCAGAUCUCACAGAUGAAUAGGGAGCAGAUCUCAGAAAUGAAUAUGGAGCAGAUCUCAGAGAUGAAUAGGGAGCAGACCACAAAGAUAAAUGGGGAGCAGGUCACAGAGAUGAAUAUGGAGCAGAUCAAAGAGACCUAUGGGGAGCAGACCCCAGAGAUGAAUUGGGAGCAUAUUUCGGAGAUAAAUAGUGAGCAGAUCUCAGAGAAGAAUAUGAAGCAGAUCUUAGAUGUUGAGGCAGAGCAAAGUACAGAGACGACUGCGGAAGCAUUUUUAGGAAUGGUUACAAUGCAGAGUCAAGGCAAGAUGAAUCAAGAGCUAAGCACCGGUCAACCUAUUCCUAGACGGCCGAGGAAGAGACGAGGGUUUAAAAGGAAGAUGCUUAAAGCAAAGAAAAUUUUGACACAAAUCAUUGAUGAAACUAACUCGGAUCAGAUUGGAGCAGAAUUGAAUAUUGAAAAGAUUUCAGAGAUUCUUCUGCAGGAAAUUCCCUCACUUAAUGAGGAUGAGAUUUCUACAAUUAUUGGUGAGUUUAUCAAAGAACAGAAUAAGGAGAAGAUAUCCAACAUUAAUGAGGAGCAGAUCUCAGAGAUGAAUAUGGAGCAGAUCUCAGAGAUGAAUAUGGAGCAGAUCCGAGAGAUAUAUGGGGAGCAGGUCACAGAGAUGAAUAUGGAGCAGAUGAAAGAGACUAAUGGGGAUCGGACCUCAGAGAUGAAUAUGGAGCAGAUCUCAGAGAUGAAUAGGGAGCAGAUCUCAGUAAUGAAUAUGGAGCAGAUCUUAGAGUUGAAUAGGGAGCAGAUCUCAGAGUUGAAAAAGGAGGAGAUCUUUGAGUUGAAUAAGGAGCAGAUCUCAGAGAUAAAUAGGGAGCAGAUAUCAGAGAUGAAUAUAGAGCAGAUCCCAUUGUUGACUAUGGAAAAGAUAUUAGAGACGAAUAGGGAGGCGACCUCAGAGAUGAGUGGGGAGCUGAUGUCGGCCAUUAAUAGGGAGCAGAUCUCAGAGAUGGAUAUAGAGCAGAUCCCGGAGUUGAAUAGGGAGCAGAUCUCAGAGAUGAAUAGGGAGCAGACCACAGAGAUAAAUAUGGAGCAGAGCUCAAAGAUUGAUGCAGAACAAAGUACUGAAACGACUGAGGAAGCAUUCUCAGAAAUGGAUACAACGCAAAGUCCGGGCAAGAUAAUUCAAGAGUUAGGCACAAGUCAUCCUAGAACAAGACGGCCAAGAAAGAGACGACGACGAAGAAAAAAGAAGAGGCAAAUCUCAGAGAUGAAUGGUGAGCAGAUCUCAGAGUUGAAUGGGGAGCAAAUCCCAGAAACGAAAAGGGAGGAGAUAUCAGAGAUUAAUGGGGAGCAGAUCUCAGAAAUGAAAAGGGGGCAGAUAUCAGAGCAGAACUAAGAAAUGACCCAAGACGUUAAUCUUAAAUACCAUUCAUAGACGGCCAAACUCAGAAAACCAAAUAUUUGUUCAGAUCGAUCCUUAAAUGGGAAAUAUUUUUGUGAUUACUAAUUAAUUUGAAAUGCUACCAUUCAAAAUAU
Molecule: messenger RNA, 9007 nt
Organism: Eurytemora carolleeae
Lineage: Eukaryota; Metazoa; Arthropoda; Copepoda; Calanoida; Temoridae
Exons: 13
Coding region: 690-8867 (2725 amino acids)
Source: RefSeq, a predicted model, not a curated record